UCAAGGUCAAGAGCAGUUACUACACAUCCCAGAAUUAAUGCAAUAUUCAUUACAUAGUACACACACACACACACCAGGUAACUGUAUACUUCCCUCACACCUCUGUAUCUAGACAUGCUUGGUUGAUUCUGACGUCACAGUCGACACUAAUCUACCAUGCCAGUAGUUCCAGCAGAGGGACGGUUCAAAGGCAGUGCAUCCAGCCGUCCGGCCUGCAAGCCGGACCAGCUGAAAACGGCCAAAGCUCUGGUGGAGAAGGCAGUGAAGAAGAAGAAAGUGUUUUCAGUGCAGGGUCCGUAUCCAGUGAUUCGAGCUGCUCUCAGGGCCAGGGGCUGGGUGGAGCGCCGCCUCCCUCGCUCCGGACACAGACCUCGUCAUUUCCACGAUCGCCAGCAGGACAGCGAUGACGGAGAUGAUCCGCUCGUCGAGGUGCUGUGUGAUGGCGAGGAAGUCGAGAACCUUGAUGACAUGUAUGAACUCAUGUCUCGUCUGGUUCGUAAUGAAAGAACCUACUUCUACUGGACCACCCGGCAGGAUUUUAUGGAGCAGCGCUCUUUGCGGAGCGACCAGGCCACCAAUCACUUUGCCAACAGUGGCACAUUCACCACCAAGGUGGGCCUCUGCGUGAAUCUGAGGAACCUCCAGUGGUUCGACACAGUUGAUCCUGACACCUUCUUCCCGAGAUGUUACAAGCUUGGUGCUGCAGAUGAGAGGCAAGCGUUCAUCGACGACUUCAGAAGGACAGCGUGCUCCAGCCUGUUGACCUAUGUCGUGGAAUCCAGCAAAAGGAGCAGAGAUGAGACUCAAGUUCAGCCACAUAAGCACAAGAAAUUGACUUCUCACGCAGUGGUGGGUCUUGAGGUGAUCCACAAAGCUCUGGAAGUGUGUGAAGAGUUUUUGGACAAUUUGGAACACAGAGAUAUUGAUCGCACCGCAGACACCACCACAUCGAUAGAGGAGCCGACGUGGGACAAAUUCCUGCACAACUACUACAAGAUCGUACAUAAAGGUGCAAUGAUCCAGGGAAGCCUCUCAUUGGUGGAACGCUGUCAGUCCAUGCUGGACCGACUGCAGGAAGUGUCUCCUCAGCUGGACACGGAUGGCGUGAGCAACAUCUGGAUCAUCAAGCCAGGAGCUUUGUCGAGAGGAAGAGGUAUCAUGUGCAUGAAUCACCUGGAGGAGAUCCUAACACUGGUGGACAGUGACCGAGCCGUGACAAAGGAGAGCAAGUGGGUGGUCCAGAAAUACAUAGAGCGGCCCUUUUUAAUAAACAACACCAAGUUUGACAUUCGGCAGUGGUUCCUUGUCACCGACUGGAACCCUCUGACCGUCUGGUUCUACGGGGAGUGCUACGUGCGCUUCUCCACCCAGCCUUACUCCACCAAGACCCUGGACAGCUCGGUGCACCUGUGCAACAACUCCAUCCAGAGGCACUUCCACCCUUCGUCUGAACGUCACCCUGGACUGCCCACGGAGAACAUGUGGUCCUGCUCUCAGUUCCGGGCCUAUCUGCAGCAGCAGGGCCGGGAGGCGGAGUGGGACUGCGUGGUGAUCCCGGGCAUGCAGAAGGCCGUGGUGAAUGUUCUGCAGACAGCCCAGGAUCUGGUUGAGCCCCGGAAAGCCAGCUUUGAGCUCUACGGGGCAGAUUUUAUUUUGGGGAGCGAUCUCAGGCCUUGGCUUUUGGAGAUCAACUCCAGCCCAACAAUGGCGUGCUCCACGUCCGUGACCGCCCGUCUGUGUCCUGCAGUGCAGCUGGACAUCCUCAAGGUUGUUUUGGACAGGAAGUCCGACCCAAGCGCCGAUACAGGGAACUUCCGACUCAUCUACAGACAGCCAGAAAUUAAAGUUCCGCGGUACGUAGGAAUAAACCUGCAGGUGGAAGGCGCCCCUAUCGGACGACGCAGAUGCUUUCUUCCGUCCAACAACACCUCAACUCUCCGCUCCUCUAUUGAUGGCUCUGCAGCUGCAGAGGUGGGGAAGACAGAGGAUAACACGGUGAGACGUGAAGAACAGAGGACCACAGGUGAAAAAAGGCAGCUGACAUCUUCCCCAAAAAGAGAUCAACACGGCAGAACUGGGGUCAGUCGAAUGUCUUGCACUCGGAGGUUCAGUCGGAGUCUUGGCCCCGAACUUCCUCUGGUCAUGAACACUGAGCCUCAGAGCAAAGCCCGAUGCUUGGGUUUAGCUCACGGCAGCAACGUAACAACUCUGGUCCCACGCAGUCUGUCUCUGUCGCUCAUUCCUCCUCAGAGCAAACAAGACUCAAAGAUGCAGAACAAACACAGACAUGAGACUCGCACGUCAGUGCAGAACGCGGCGCAGACAGCUUCAGCACCUCACUGCAGGACUUCAGAUCGGGGGUGUCAACUACCGCCUCUAAAGACAUUGCACCCCAUUAACCACAGGCAGCACCCGAGGCAAAGUUUGGGAAAAUAUAAGGGAGAGUGAGGACACUGUUCAGCAGUCAGAGCAAACACACACACCUGAAACUUCAACACUCCAGCAAGUCUUUGUGAAGUCACAUCAGUUUCAGAUAUGCAUGGUUUUCAGAAGAGCACUUGAAUGAAGGUGAAUUCCAAUCUUUGUCCUGUGUGACUGAGUUGCUGAAUAAAAAGCACUAUUUAGUAGGGGUGGGAUUCCAUUAAAAAAGAAUGUAGUUAAUUAGAGAAUCUGUGAUUAAUUAAUCUCAAUUAUUUACAGUUUAAUGGUAUAACAAUAUUUGCCACAUUUUUCAAUUUGAAUGAAUUUGGUAUAUUACUGAAUCAAAUAAUGGACCCACACAUAAAUUUAAACAACAAAAUAUUUUGCAUCAGUUUGACAACAGCACAAUAAAUCACGAUGGUGUCUAUAUUCAAGUUUUUAUAUCACCUUAUUUAAACUAAAGCUCUUUUAAUGUCUUGAAAAUAUUUGUAUAAGAAUUUCAAUUUUAUAAGAAUUUCAAGUGCAUUCAAAGUAGUGGAAACCCUGACCAUUGUGUAGCGAAAAACAUCCCUGAACAAAAGCAAACAGAAGCUUUUGUUUGCUUUUGUUCAGGGAUUCCUCCAUGUUUGUUGUUGUUGUUAUCAUCCUAGCUGCCACGUGUCUUGUGGAUCAGUGUGAUCAGUGGACCAGGAACUCCUGCACUUAGAAAGGUUCCCUGUUGUCUGAAGAGCAAAAUGUUCAAUUAAAUAUCAUAAAGGCAUCUUCAACUCAUCCUUAUUAUUACAUGUGAAAUACAACUUUCUUUUAACUUCUGUAAAUAUGUAUCGUUUCUCACGAAUCUCUCUUCAGUGACAGACAGACAUUUCAGGCCACCGUAGAUCAAGCUAUUUGCCACUUGCUUGAGUUGCUCAAUAGACGAGGAAUAUCAGUAACAGUUUCUUACGCGUGACGAUCCGCGGGAGCGCGCACGUCAUGGUUUGCUCUCUUUGCUUCUCUUCAUCUCUUUCUCUCUCUCGGGUGUAGCGCUGAUCUGCGUCUCUCGGAUGCCUGCAGAUGGUGCGUUCAUUGAUGUCGGAUAUUUCUAAACUACUGAAAAUAAACGGGUUUAGGAUGACUUAUUUACAGGAUGUAUGUGUGGUGACCCUUGACAAAAAAGUGA
This is a messenger RNA of Synchiropus splendidus (mandarinfish), 3580 nucleotides long. RefSeq names its product tubulin tyrosine ligase-like family, member 3 (gene ttll3). NCBI's taxonomy places the organism in Eukaryota, Metazoa, Chordata, Actinopteri, Syngnathiformes, Callionymidae. Gene Ontology annotation, biological process: protein polyglycylation; cilium movement; cilium assembly. The transcript has 12 exons. Gene Ontology annotation, molecular function: protein-glycine ligase activity, initiating. The record is from RefSeq and is a predicted model, not a curated record. The coding region runs from base 157 to 2448 and encodes 763 amino acids. Gene Ontology annotation, cellular component: cilium.